Messenger RNA from Pongo pygmaeus (Bornean orangutan), 5317 nucleotides. RefSeq names its product ARB2 cotranscriptional regulator A (gene ARB2A). Gene Ontology annotation, cellular component: nucleus. Gene Ontology annotation, molecular function: siRNA binding. Bases 382 to 1632 code for a protein of 416 amino acids. Gene Ontology annotation, biological process: regulatory ncRNA-mediated heterochromatin formation. The record is from RefSeq and is a predicted model, not a curated record. The transcript has 11 exons. Lineage: Eukaryota; Metazoa; Chordata; Mammalia; Primates; Hominidae.
GCCUGCCCCCUCAGCCCUGUAGCUGGGGGCAGAGCUCAGGUAGGACUGCCGUUUGCGGGGAUGUGAGCUCCGGGGGCAGGCCCGGGUCGUAAUCAGGAGGGGGCUGGCCUGGGUCGGUCUCAGGCGGGGGUCGCUGGCCCUGGGGACCGAGGCUGUCUGGAACCACGCUGCGUUCCCUGCGGACACCUCUGACUUGUGUCUGGGCCCCCGCUGAUGGGAAGGUCCCAUGUUCCAUUUCCACCCUCUAGGGGGGGAGCGACACGUGUGUUCCCUGGAUGACUUUCCUUAUGUCGGGUCGUACAGGAUUCUGGGAGUCCCUGGAGACAGAGUAAUGGGCCCUCCUCCGCUUUCUUGCGAGUGGAGACUGUCUUCUGAAGAUUGAUGUCUAUUUCCUUGAGCUCUUUAAUUUUGUUGCCUAUUUGGAUAAACAUGGCACAAAUCCAGCAGGGAGGUCCAGAUGAAAAAGAAAAGACUACCGCACUGAAAGAUUUAUUAUCUAGGAUAGAUUUGGACGAACUAAUGAAAAAAGAUGAACCGCCUCUUGAUUUUCCUGAUACCCUGGAAGGAUUUGAAUAUGCUUUUAAUGAAAAGGGACAGUUAAGACACAUAAAAACUGGGGAACCAUUUGUUUUUAACUACCGGGAAGAUUUGCACAGAUGGAACCAGAAAAGAUACGAGGCUCUAGGAGAGAUCAUCACGAAGUAUGUAUAUGAACUCCUGGAAAAGGAUUGUAAUUUGAAAAAAAUAUCUAUUCCAGUAGAUGCCACUGAGAGUGAACCAAAGAGUUUUAUCUUUAUGAGUGAGGAUGCUUUGACAAAUCCACAGAAACUGAUGGUUUUAAUUCAUGGUAGUGGUGUUGUCAGGGCAGGGCAGUGGGCUAGAAGACUUAUUAUAAAUGAAGAUCUGGACAGUGGCACACAGAUACCGUUUAUUAAAAGAGCUGUGGCUGAAGGAUAUGGAGUAAUAGUACUAAAUCCCAAUGAAAACUAUAUUGAAGUAGAAAAGCCGAAGAUACACGUACAGUCAUCAUCUGAUAGUUCAGAUGAACCAGCAGAAAAACGGGAAAGAAAAGAUAAAGUUUCUAAAGAAACAAAGAAGCGACGUGAUUUCUAUGAGAAGUAUCGUAACCCCCAAAGAGAAAAAGAAAUGAUGCAAUUGUAUAUCAGAGAAAAUGGUUCUCCUGAAGAACAUGCAAUCUAUGUUUGGGAUCAUUUCAUAGCUCAGGCUGCUGCUGAGAAUGUGUUUUUCGUUGCUCACAGCUAUGGAGGACUUGCUUUUGUUGAACUGAUGAUUCAACGAGAAGCAGAUGUAAAAAAUAAGGUAACUGCUGUGGCAUUGACAGACUCUGUUCACAAUGUGUGGCAUCAAGAAGCUGGCAAAACGAUUCGAGAAUGGAUGAGAGAGAACUGUUGUAAUUGGGUCUCUAGCUCAGAACCAUUAGACACAUCAGUGGAGUCCAUGCUACCUGAUUGCCCCCGGGUCUCAGCAGGCACCGACCGUCACGAGCUAACUUCCUGGAAGAGCUUCGCGUCUAUUUUCAAAUUCUUUACCGAAGCCUCAGAGGCCAAGACCAGCUCCCUGAAGCCGGCUGUGACGCGCCGCUCGCAUCGCAUCAAGCACGAAGAGCUGUAAGAGGAGCGAGCGCGACGGAGGAGGCCGCCCUGGCGCACGCACCCGCACGCCUCCUCACUGCUUGUGUCGUCGAGCGGACUCCCAGCCCCUCAUUAGAUUGUUUUCUUCCCAGAGCACAGGGUCGUGAUAUAUACAUCUAAAUAGCGUUUUGCAUUAUUUCUAGAUGAGUGCAACUGUCAAAGCAAUAUGGGUUCACUGGUCGUGCUUCCUGCGGGCUGAGCGCGGGCUGAGCGCUGCCAGUCAGCGCUCAGAUUAAGGCUGACAGCGCCCUGCCUGGCGCUGCCGGCGAGGCUCUAAUUGCCCCGACGGAGACCGCGCGGGCGCUGCGGGUCGGGCGGCGUCGGCGCGGUCCUAGCGCCCGCCGUAGCGCAGCAGCUGCUGCUUCCCUCUUCUUAAUCAUGUCCAUCUUUUCCCGCUCUCAACUGGAGCAAACUUCUAUUCCAGACUUCAGAUUUCCAUUUUAACUAGGUUUUUUCCUGAGGGCAUCUUAUUACCCACCUCUUUUUUUUUUUUUUUUUUUUUUUUUUUUUAGGAAGUUCCACACACACACCCCAAAGCCGAUUUCAAAUUCAGAACCUGAAUGCCAUGAUGUACCAUGUAGUUUGGGGAGUGCAAAUUGUUCUCUCCCUGUUUUCAUUUCGGGACCAGAAAAAAAAAACUUUGCAUAAAAAUCUAUAAAGUACUGAAUCCGCAUUACUGCUGAAAAUCCUUUUGCCGGCUGAUUGUGAGAGUUUACACAAGUCUCUGAUUUCAGAAGAGACUGUUAAAACCAAAACAAUGAUGGGCAGCUCUUUUAAGUGUAGCUGUGAAAGGUCCCAUUUUCAAUGGAAUUUCCAACUGUUAUCACUGGGAUUGACUUUACUUUUUAAACGCAUAAUGUGUACUGAGUGGCAUUUUAAUUUAGAUAUAACACACUUAAGUUUUGCUUUUUAAAUCUCUCUGUGGAGAAAGAUUGUUGUUGUUAAUCCUUUCCAGAAUGAUCUAUUCUGAGCUUUCCUGGAGUUAGGCCCUUCUAGGGAGAGAAUUUUUUUAUUGUCAUCAGGAAACUAAACCUAUGUGCUCUGCAGCCUUUUUCUUCUGAAAGGCUAAGUGGGGCUAAAAUUAUCCUUUUAGUUUUCUGCUUUAACAAGAAGAGAAUGACUCGGUGUGAAAGAAUUUCUUCUCUCAGUCUAAUGGUAUAAUUUUUAGCACUCCGCUUCCUCUGUAGGGUUUAGCCCUACAGUUUGAACAAUUAAAUAUUUUAAUCCAGCUAAGAUGUGGCCAACACUGUGAAGUACAGGAAAUGUUAAGGUUUUACUGACUUAGAUUAAAAUAUUAAAAUUUCACAUUAUAUUUUAAUUACUUGACAAGUUUAAUUACCUAGUAAAGAUUGUUUCUAAUAGAGGAGAACAUGAAUUUAAUAGUUUUCAUCCUUUUUUAAAGUGUGUGCAACAAUUAAUAUGCCUGCCUUAUUUGAGGACAUGAUAAAAUGUACCCAAAAUGACUUCGAACUGUCUAAUGCCUCAGAAAAGUAACUUAAAAUCAACCACUUCAUGCUUAAAUGUUUUUAUACUAUGAACCGAUUUCAACAAGUUUUAAAGCUGUUCAUAUCUCAUUGCUGUGUUUGACAUACAAGUACAUUCAUUAGUUCUAUAGUCUUAAUGAUGACAAAUUAAAGAUUUUUUUUAGUGGUCAGGUAUGCAUAUAUUUUGGUGUUACUUAAGCAAAAUCAACUAUAUAGGAGGAAAAAUCAAAAUGGCCUUUUAUUCAGCUACUGCAUGGCUUAAAAUGAGUAAACCCCAACAACAUCAAGCACAUUUGUCUGUGAUAUUGACCCCUUUAAUCCAAUCGUUACUAUUUUAGAAGUAGUGGUGAACUGUGUAAAAUAAUGGUAUCUUCAGCAGUGUUCCGGAAUCUUACUUAAGGGACAAACAUUCCUUCCAAUGAGAGAUUCAAGAAUUGAUGUGAAUUGAAUAUAUUUUUCAAGGUAUUAUAAACUGUGUCGUGUUUUCAGUAUAUGAAAAUGUUGACAGGAAACAAUUUUAUAGCAUUUAUAAAAAACCAACACUUGUGCAAUGCUAAAUUUGCGACGCUUCUGCACCUGAAUUAGAGCAAAAUAAAUAUGCUCAGUUUAUAAACCAAAUCACUGCUAUUCCUUCUCUCAAAUCAUCUCUCCUCUUUUUAAACCUUUACUUAUAGCUAGAAUAAAUCACUAUUUAAUUGCCUCUAAUACUUUAAAACUACUGGAUGGUUAGGCCUUGUUUAACUAUUUAUGGAGAGCUAUUUGCAAACUUAAGUUGUGUAAAUGUAAUUUCUACUUGUGAAUCUGAGCUGUAGCAGCCCAGAGGGAGCUAGGCAAACUAUUCCAGACCACCAACUGAUAAGUGAUCAGAUUCUUUGUAAUGUAGGAUUUUUUAAUCUGUUGAUUAUGGGUUUGUUGAUAUAAAUGUAAUAAUGUUCACCUCGAUUUUCCUGGAAUAACAACCAGCAGUUGGUAGUAGCCCACCUGCAUGAGGGCGGCCAGUGUUAACAAUAUUUUUGCUCUGAUCUUCUUCUUCCCCAUUUUUGUUUCCUCAAACAGGUUUUUAGGAGAGUGGAGAUUUAAAGUCAGGAUGUGGGCUUUUUAUUUUAAUUAUAUACUUAAUUCUUAGAACAAGUAGAAUGGGAAAGGAGUGACUGAUAAAUCUAAGAUUCAAAAUAGUCCUAUCAAAACUUAAAGGCCAGAUUAUUGCUUUGGAGCUUUCUGUAGGUACUAGCCAUCCAGUCGUUAAAUGUUUUCAUGGAUAUUUGAAAAGAAGACCAUGUACUUGUAAUAACUGUUCUUUUCUCGAGUUUCUGCCUUGUGCUUUGACCUGGAUUGCAUUAUUAUUGUUUAUGCGAAGUAAAAAACAAGGAAAGCACAAGCUUUUCCUGUAUAUUAUAUUUCCAUUUCCCUUUUAAAAUAAAAACAAUUUUCCCAACAACAGCGGUGUCAUUAUUCUUGCUCAGAAGAAUUCUUGCUUAUUCACCAAUUGCAUAGAGAUUUUUUAAAGCAAAAACAUAAAAGGAAGGAUGAGACAGAAUCCAUCAAUAUUUUAAACCUUCUGGCUACUUUUUAUUUCUGUUAGUAUUGCUGUAAAGUAAUAUCCUAACUUCAGUUGAGUCACUAUUUGACUUACACCUUUUACAAAGCUAACAUUUCUAAGACAGUUGUUUUUAAUAUCUAAAAUAUCUCCUUAGCAAGGAAAUCUGAACAACCUAUCAUUAAACUGUUGUUUUAUAAAAUAAACUUGAAUAUGCCAUAAAUAAACAUGUUUUCCAAGAGGAGUCUGGUGAGUUUAAGUUGCCUCCAAGUUCGUGUAUAUAGGUUCUUGAUGUACUGUGUUCGAUCUGAAAAUAACUUACAUUUCUUUUACAGCUUUCUUAAAACCUUUAGUCCCUUUUAGAGAUAUGCUAACUAUAUUAUCCGUGCUAAUAAGUUAGAUUUUGUUUCUCUGGAUUAUCUGCGGUUCAGUCCAAACACAUGUAUGUCUCUUGUUAUAAUCAUAUUUUUUACUGUAAACUGAAAGGUUGCUGUUGGUGUCUGUAAUCCUAAUUCAUUUAAGAAAGAGUACUACUACAGAAAGUGUAAAAAUUUUUCAAAAACUUUCCACAUGCCUCUGUGGAGAAAAAAAAAUGUCUUUAAAUAAAUGUGAGACACUCAUCUUUGAAAUAUGGGUGGCAAAAA